Messenger RNA from Bathycoccus prasinos, 930 nucleotides. Its product is annotated as PREDICTED: similar to Zinc finger protein 271 (Zinc finger protein 7) (HZF7) (Zinc finger protein ZNFphex133) (Epstein-Barr virus-induced zinc finger protein) (ZNF-EB) (CT-ZFP48) (Zinc finger protein. Lineage: Eukaryota; Viridiplantae; Chlorophyta; Mamiellophyceae; Mamiellales; Bathycoccaceae. The coding region runs from base 1 to 930 and encodes 309 amino acids. The transcript has a single exon. Gene Ontology annotation, molecular function: DNA-binding transcription factor activity; RNA polymerase II cis-regulatory region sequence-specific DNA binding. The record is from RefSeq and is a predicted model, not a curated record. Gene Ontology annotation, biological process: regulation of transcription by RNA polymerase II.
AUGAGACGAAAGAAUCCACAUCCGCAGCGCGCGGUGAACGUAAAGACGGUGGUUGUGGGUGAUGAUGAUGAAGAAGAAGAAGGAGGAGGAGAAGAACCGUUGGUGUUGUGUUUACAAAUACCACCUGACGAGGAUGAUGAUGAUGUUUUUGUUGUUGUUGAUGAUGAUAUUGAUGACGAUGAAGAUGAUGAUGAUGAUGACGAUGAUGAUGAUGAUGACGAUGAUGAUGAUGAUGAUGAUGAUGAUGAUGAUGAUGACGAUGAUGAUGAUGAUGAUGAUGAGAUGGACGAACAGACACGUAAAGAAGAAACUUCUUUUAGGAAAGGAUCGAAGAGAAAGAGAACGCAACAACACGAGUGCGAUGUUUGCGAGAAGGUGUUUGUUAGUCCAUCAAGUUUGGCCAUACACAUGCGUAUUCACACGAACGAGAGGCCGUACGAAUGUGAAGUUUGCAAGAAGUGCUUUCGUCAAUCUGGUGAUUUGAAAGUCCACAUGCGUAUUCACACGAACGAGAAACCGUAUAAAUGUGAUGUGUGCGAGAAGCGUUUUACUCAAGCUAGUAAUUUGAAAACCCGCAUGCGUAUUCACACGAACGAGAAACCGUAUGAAUGUGAUGUUUGCGAGAAAAGAUUUCGUGAAUCUGGUACUUUGAAAGCCCACAUGCGUAUUCACACGAACGAGAAACCGUACGAAUGUGAUGUGUGCGAGAUGAAGUUUCGUCAUUCUAGUAAUUUGAAAGUCCACGUGCGUAUUCACACGAACGAGAAACCGUACGAAUGUGAUGUGUGCGAGAAGCGUUUUACUCAAUCUAGUAAUUUGAAAACCGGCAUGCGUACGCACACGAACGAGAAACCGUAUGAAUGUGAUGUGUGCGAGAAAGCUUUUCGUCAAUCUGGUGAUUUGAAAAGCCACAAGCGCACUCAACAUUAG